Messenger RNA from Branchiostoma floridae (Florida lancelet), 3125 nucleotides. RefSeq names its product DBH-like monooxygenase protein 1 homolog. Gene Ontology annotation, molecular function: copper ion binding; dopamine beta-monooxygenase activity. NCBI's taxonomy places the organism in Eukaryota, Metazoa, Chordata, Leptocardii, Amphioxiformes, Branchiostomatidae. The record is from RefSeq and is a predicted model, not a curated record. Gene Ontology annotation, biological process: dopamine catabolic process; norepinephrine biosynthetic process; octopamine biosynthetic process. The transcript has 14 exons. Gene Ontology annotation, cellular component: secretory granule membrane. Bases 270 to 2117 code for a protein of 615 amino acids.
AAUGACGUGGGUGGGUGGGAAAGACGAUAUCAAUGAGGGCAGUGGCCCUGAAGACUGGUACCGCCUUGCAUUUUCCGUUAAGCUCAUUGAAAUGUUUGUGUGGUUGACAAGGGCAACCUAUUGUCGCAGGUAAUGUUAUAUCUAUGACCUAGCGGACAAACUAUCCUUAGACCCAGAGUGCCGGCCCCUGGAACCAUUCAAGAGCAUUACGUACCUGACAUCAGCUCAGGAGAGUAGCCAUCUCGCCAAACACCUUUAUACCCUACACUAUGUGGACCACAGUCGCCUUGCUUGUCUUUGUUGCCGUGUGUGAUGUAAAAGCGGCUACAACAGGAGUGACGUUCACCAACAAUGCCUACCUGGAUGAGGCCAUGAACGUUUUCCUGCAGUGGAGGAGGGAUGAGACCACCGUCACCAUGCAGCUGGAGGUACAGACCCGCGGGAUGGUCGCCAUCGGGUUCUCUCCGAACGGGAACAUGCCUGGCUCGGACAUCUUCGCCGGUUACGUCGGCGAUGACGGGCAGCCCUACUUCCAUGAUUUUUACGCAGAGGCACAGGAGCACCCAGUGUAUGAUGGGGACUCUAACCAGAACUACUACGACGUCCUGGCUACUGAGAACGACACGCACACCAUCGUGUGCUUCACCAGGAGGAUUGUACUCUGUGACUCCAAUGACAAGACCGUGAACAACGGGACCAACCGCGUGAUCUGGGCCUGGCACGCGGAUGACCCCACCGACGAGAGGUCGCUCCUGUACCACGGCGCCACCAACAGGGGGAGCCGCAGUCUCCAAAUCCUCUACCCGCGGACCGAACAGGCUCUGCCUGACGAUGUCCAAACCCUCGAGCUCUUGAACGUGAACUACUCCGUUCCGGGCAAUCGGCACACCACCUACCUGUGCAGGGGGAUCAAGAUUCCGGACCUCGGCGGGAAGAAACAUCUCAUCAGGUGGGAGCCGGUGAUUCAGCCUGGGAACGAGGGUGCCGUACAUCACUUCGUGUUGUACACGUGCGGCCAGGAACCAGCUGAUCUUGACGCACACGAUGGCCAAGAGGGCAUCUGCUACUCCACCAUGCCAGAAGAAUGGUACCACUGCACCAUCACUCUACUGGCCUGGGCAAUCGGUGGAACGGUCUUCGACCUACCACAGAACGCCGGGAUCUCGGUCGGAGAUACGAAUGAUCCUAGAUUCCUCAUGUUGGAAACACAUUACGACAACCCAGACAUGAGAGACGAUAUCGUGGACAGUUCCGGACUGCGGCUCUACCUUACCUCCACAUUGCGAACGAACGAAGUUGGUGUGCUGCAGGUCGCAGUUGAUGUGGGACAGUCCCAGAAAAUUCCGCCAGGAAGCGCUUCUCACACCACCGUGGCUCACUGUUAUUCGGAAUGCUUACAGCAGGGAAUGGAGGAUGCUUCACUGACUGCCCUAAACGUCUUUGGCGCGUUUCCGCACGCCCACUUGGCCGGCAGGACCGUCAACAUCCGACAUGUCCGCGGUGCAAAUGAGCUGCAGGCGAUAUUCAAAGAUGAAUUCUACGACUUCAACUACCAGGAAACCGUCCCGCUUGAGGAAGCAAGACAAAUUCUGCCGGGAGACAGCAUCUUGUUUGAGUGCACCUACGACACUACAGACAGAAACGACAUGACUUACGGAGGUCUGGCUACUCAGAAUGAGAUGUGCAUGGCUUGGCUGCUGUAUUACCCCAGAAUGGACCUGGCUCGGUGUGAAAGCUGGCCCAUGUCAGAUUGGUACCUGACAAGUCUGUCCGCCACAUCCACAGAAUACAGUGAGGACAAGCAAGACUUUAUCGCCACUGCCCCGGCCAACUUGGUGAAUCUGACCGCUGAUGAAAUCCUCAGUUCGGGCGUGACUUGGACGGACGAGUUACGGGCAGCAUUCCAGCGCGGAGAAACACAGGCCGCGAGGUAUGAGAGGUGCAUGGACAACUCCAACAACCUAGUACACGGGGACGGAACGCGCCCUGCGCCUCCCGUGAUCGAGUUCCCCUGGGUGUCGGCAGACGAGUGCUCAGGUUCGGACGCUGUCGCCGCCAACAUUGCCGCCAACCUGCUGAUGCUUGUCAUGGCCUACAUCAUUAUGACAGUCAUGUGAAAGUUCAGUUCAUCUGCCUAUUGGUGCCAACAGUCUAUGUCACUUACAACUCUCACUCGCUCGCUCGCUCGCUCACUCACUCACUCACUCACUCACUCACUCACUCACUCACUCACUCACUCACUCACUCACUCACUCACUUAUUCGCUUGCUCACUCAAUCGGCGUUCUAUUCAACCGUUGCCAGAAAACACACACAUGCUUCCUCUUUACUUCUUCCUCCUUGGCUCUUGAACGUUUCCAACAUUUGCUUCCUCACCAUAACUCCAUGUUAUAGGCGAACUAAUUGCAGUGCACCUGGUUCAUAUUCCCUGUUGGCAUAUUGGGUUGCAUCAGAAGUCAAAUGGUCACCUCUGUGGCCUCACUGUUUGAGUUUAUAUUUGCAGUGGAUUGCCUCGAUUUUGGUUUAAUGUUUUUGCAUGACUUCAGAGAUUUACGUAGAUGAUAAAGUAAUAUACGCGUGCAUAGUCCAGUGGUUAGUGACCCUGCCCCUGGACCAGAAUUAGAAGGACAUGAGUUUGUGCCUCGUCUGUUAGUUGCUCAUCCGACACGCAUGCUACUGGAAAAGGUCGCAGUCCUUAGGGCGGGACGUUAAGCCAUGGGCCACGUGCACUGUUAAUGUAUCUGUCUAAGACAGCUAGGGGAAUUUUCCCACUAUAGUUAACAUGUAUAUAUUGUAAAUAACGCCACAAACUAUAGAAAAGUAGCUCAUUGAGCUUGAGGUUGUUGAGCUUAACUUGAACUUUAAGAUCGGAAGUGCCAUGAUUCACUUAGCAAGUUGGAAACAAGGAUGUUGCUGAGGCUUUUGAAUAUGGAUUUACAUGUUAAUCGUGACUGAGUUUGAUUCGUCCUUUGCAUACGUACUUAAAUAUAUAAGUAUUUGAGGAAACAAUUGCCCUUUUUGAAAUCAGAGUAGGAUGUCUUUGACAAUGUAUGUCGAGUUCUUAGUUAAUAGUCUUGUAUCUAUUGUACGUAUGUGUUACAAUGAGUAAAUGCUGUAGUGUUUAUA